This is a messenger RNA of Lithohypha guttulata, 525 nucleotides long. RefSeq names its product Peptidyl-prolyl cis-trans isomerase cyp10 (gene CYP10). The record is from RefSeq and is a predicted model, not a curated record. Gene Ontology annotation, molecular function: peptidyl-prolyl cis-trans isomerase activity. Gene Ontology annotation, cellular component: catalytic step 2 spliceosome. The transcript is spliced from 2 exons. NCBI's taxonomy places the organism in Eukaryota, Fungi, Ascomycota, Eurotiomycetes, Chaetothyriales, Trichomeriaceae. Gene Ontology annotation, biological process: protein folding; protein peptidyl-prolyl isomerization. Bases 1 to 525 code for a protein of 174 amino acids.
AUGUCGGUCACAUUACACACUUCUCAUGGCGACAUCAAAAUCGAAGUCUAUAUCGAGACCACACCAAAAGCGGCAGAGAACUUCCUCGCUCUUUGUGCUUCCGGCGCAUACGAUGAAACUCCUUUCCACAGGCUAGUACCUGAUUUUAUGGUACAAGGAGGAGACACUUCGCAAUCUCCUGAAAAUACAGAAGAGCAUCCAGUACAAAAAGGUGGUGUUUCGAUCUGGAAUGACUACUUCGAGGACGAGAUCAGGAUUCCUGCUUUGCGACAUAAUAUGAGAGGAGUUGUGUCCAUGGCCAACAAAGGUCCAGGCACGAACGGAAGCCAGUUCUUCAUCACUCUCAAGGACACGCCUCAUCUAGACGGGAAGAAUACAAUUUUCGGCAAGGUAAUAGAUGGUGCUGAAGAGGGUGGUACACUAGAGAGGUUAGAGUCGAUUGAAGUGGACAAGAAGUACAGGCCGAAGUCUGAAAAGGUCGUAUUGAAGAGCGUGACAAUACAUGCCAAUCCAUUGGCAAGCUAG